This is a messenger RNA of Adineta steineri, 1368 nucleotides long. NCBI's taxonomy places the organism in Eukaryota, Metazoa, Rotifera, Eurotatoria, Adinetida, Adinetidae. The record is from the annotation of a GenBank genome assembly.
AUGUUAUCGAAAAUGAUCAGACAAUGUAAAUUACAUCGAGUGCAAAUAGUACAACAAUAUAUUCGUUCAUCUGUAUCAAAUACUACAACGAAUUAUGAAAAUAUUCGAUUUGAUUCGAUUUCUACUGCUUAUGGAUAUAAAUCAAAGUCUGAAUUAUUUCGUGGUUGGCUUGUUUUCAAACUAUGUUCCUAUAAAUCGCUUGUCAAUCAUCUGUCUCAAUUAUUAGCUAUUUCAAAUACUAUUCUUGGUCAACGAUUAUUUGGAUAUAUUAUGCGUUCAACACUUUAUGGACAUUUUGCUGCAGGUACUGAUAAACAUGAAUUGAAACAAGUUGCAGAAAGAUUACAUAAACAUGGUAUUAAAUUAAUACUUGAUUAUUGUAUGGAAUCAGAUCUAGCAAACAGCAAACAACAGAAAACAAAUGAAGAAAUAUAUGAUGAAAAUAUGUUAAGAGCUCUAAAAAAUACUCAAACAGCAGCGGAAUUAUAUAGUCCAUCGGAGAUGACAGCUACUAAAAUAACGUCAUUGGUUUCACCUGAUAUCCUUCAAAAAUUAAAUCAAAUUAUAGAAGAACAAGAAUCAUCUAAUACACUUUCGAUUUUUGAAUUAGCUUCAAAAGCAUCUAUCAUAAAUAAAGAAGAAUUACUUGAAGUAGAACAUUUCCUGGAGCGAAUUAAUCGUAUUAUUCAAGAAGUUAAAAACCAUAACGGACGAAUUUUUAUCGAUGCUGAACAAUCAUAUUUUCAAACAGCUAUUCAUAAGUUGGUACUUGAAUUGCAAGAACAUUAUAAUCGUGAUCGUUUCAUUGUUUAUAAUACUUAUCAAUGUUAUCGAAAAACUACACUUGAUACAUUACGAAAGGAUUUAAUACAUGCAAAAAAACAUGGUUUUAAUAUUGGAUAUAAACUUGUGCGCGGUGCUUAUAUGGAUCAGGAGAGAAAACGAGCUUCGAAAUUACAUACUGUUGAUCCAAUUCAUCCGAAUUUUGCAGCUACUACUGAAUCUUAUCAUCGUGCAUUUAUUGAAACACUUGAAUAUGCAAAAAAUAAUAAUAAUAAAGUUCAUGUAUUUGUUGCCAGUCAUAAUGAAAAUACAGUUCAAUUCGCACUUAAAACUAUGAAAUCAAUGAAUAUUAAACAUAAUGAUGGUCUUGUUUCUUUUGGAACUUUAUUAGGAAUGUGUGAUUAUCUUGCAUUUCCGUUAGCUAGUGUUGGUUGUGAUGUUUAUAAAUGGGCACCCUAUGGACCCAUAGAUCGUCUUUUACCUUAUUUAACAAGACGAGCACAAGAAAAUCGAGCAAUAUUUGCUAAAGCAGAAAAAGAUCGUCAAUUACAUUUUAAAGCAUUGAAAGAAGGAAUUAAAAAUUAA